AUGGGAUUCGGAGGAGCAUCCGCAUGGCUGUUUGCCGAAGAGGGCGCCAAGGUAGUACUGACUGACAUCGACGUCGCGGCUGGCGAGAGAACAGUCGCGCAGAUGCGCGACGAAGGCCACGACGUGAUGUUCACUCGACUGGACGUCACCAGCGAAAGCGAGUGGCAGGAAGCCAUCGAGACGACCGUCUCCACAUACGGUGGACUGAACGUACUGGUCAAUAACGCCGGCACUGGAGGACGGCCGACGGUCGAGGAAACCUCCGAGGAGGUUUGGCAGGGCCAGAUGGACAUUCACGGCAAGGGUGUCUUCCUGGUACCAGCACGCGAUUCCUCACAUGCGGGCGCGGUGGCGGAUCGAUCAUAA
Molecule: messenger RNA, 366 nt
Organism: Geodia barretti
Lineage: Eukaryota; Metazoa; Porifera; Demospongiae; Tetractinellida; Geodiidae
Source: the annotation of a GenBank genome assembly